AUGCAGUCACCCUUUAAGAAAUUAAUAGUAAAAUGGUUUAAUGUUACCAAAUAUGCAGCAUGGGUUAACCAGUAUGGCUGGGCUGUUUAUGAUGCAGGGAUGGAUAUCCUUGCUACUCAUAACCUUGGAACAAAUAGUCGUAGGUACAAAGAUUUGUAUAAUUUACGUGAUAUAAUCCACACUGGUAAUCUGGCACCAAAUGGUUGGAGCAACUGGUGA
Entrophospora sp. SA101 is the source of this 219-nucleotide messenger RNA. NCBI's taxonomy places the organism in Eukaryota, Fungi, Glomeromycota, Glomeromycetes, Entrophosporales, Entrophosporaceae. The record is from the annotation of a GenBank genome assembly.